Messenger RNA from Protopterus annectens (West African lungfish), 1612 nucleotides. RefSeq names its product clarin-1-like. Bases 428 to 1129 code for a protein of 233 amino acids. Lineage: Eukaryota; Metazoa; Chordata; Ceratodontiformes; Protopteridae. Gene Ontology annotation, biological process: sensory perception of sound; equilibrioception. The record is from RefSeq and is a predicted model, not a curated record. The transcript has 3 exons.
CUGUCCCUUUCUACAAUACAUUUUAACACUGUUUGUUACCAGACAAGGAUGGGAAAUGAGAAGAGAUUAAAACCUGUACAUCAGUUGAUUUAAAAGCAAAUAGUCUGGACAGGAGAAGUCAGUAAAGUUGGCAGCACUUGGAUAUGAAAAUAGAACUUGAUGCAACAAACCUGUAGUAACAGUUUUGUAGACUGAAAAAAGACAUUCUUGGCAUCUUAAGAAAUAUGAAAGAAAUGACCCUAUAUGAGUAAAAUGCAUCAGCCCAUCUUUUUCAGCAGCACAUGAGGGUAUGAAUAUGUGUACAUUAUUUACCUUUGGGAAGAGCAUGCAUGCGUAAUUAUCUAGCACUUAUUCUGCCUGGAAAUUCAUUGAGGAAUUUGUUCACUUUCUUGGAUUUUUGUUUUUAAUUUUCUGAGAAGAUUUACAAAUGUCAUUUAGACGCAAAAGGUUCCUCUACUGUGUUGCUGGAAUUCUGUGUCUGGUAAGUGGUCUGAGUAUCACAGUAGCAGUUAGUGCUAAUCUGUGGAUCCAUGCCAGAGCACUGUGUGUCACUGGGGCCAAACUCGUCAAUGCUUCAGGGGAAGAACUGGAGAAAUUCCUAGCAGACAUUCGGUAUGGACUUUUCCAUGGAGAGAAGGUCAGGCAGUGUGGAUUAGGAGGAAGACCUGUGCAUUUUUCCUUUUUUCAAGACAUGUGGAAGGUCACUCCUGCAUCUAUCCAUCUCAGUGUCAUCCUGUUCUCGGCAGUACAGAUUGUAUUCGCUCUUGUGGCUACAGUGUUUUCCAUGUAUAAUACUUUUGGUAAACCAUUUGAGACUCUACAUGGACCGACUGGACUUUAUCUUUGGAAUGCAAUUUCAUGUUCCUGUGGAUUCAUUGUGUUGGUCCUCUUUUCAAUGGAGGUCAAGCUGCACCAUCUCUCAGAGAAAAUUGCCAACUAUAAUGAGAAAAAAUUCAUUUUCAAAACUCAUGAAGAAAAUUAUGAAAAGUCUUACUGGAUCAUUUUCAUUUGCUCUUCUGUUCACUUUUUAAACAUUCUCUUGAUAAGACUAACUGGUGUUCGCUUCCCAUUUCAGAAAUCAAAAGAGUCAGAACUAAGUACUAUUACAGCAGUUGAACUGAUGUACUGAAGUUACUUUACCGCAAGCUGGUUUAAAUUAUAUUUUGUUAAGUGAAAGUAUUUUAAUCCAACUGGAUUCAUCUCUCUUAAAAUGAAUAUUUGGGAUCAUCUUUUUUUAAACAAGAAACAUCUUUAUUGAAUUAUUGCUUAUGAUGUAGGCAGUCAUACAUUUAUAUAAAUGAAAACAAACCUAUUGAUAUAUUUUCAGUUGCAAACAUUAUACAUUACUUAUAACUUUCUGUCAGUCAGUCAAACGUUACAUAGCUCAUUCAGUUCCUGCCUUCCCUUAAACCUCAUUCCUCCCAUUAAACUUUAUUCUGCAUGCAUUGUUCCCACAAUUCCCAUUUUUUCUACAUAAUCUGCUACUACCCAUUUCUGAAGAUCCCAUUUCCAGUUCUUUUAUUUCUAUUAUUAUAAUCACUACUUCUACUACAGUUGUUUUAGACUUUGAUUUCCAUUUUCAAGUAACUGCUUUUUUGGCAGCCACCAGAAU